CGCCGCCGAGCCCGCACCCAGCGGCCCCGGAGGGAAUUGCCAAAAUGCUUUGGAAUUCUUAAACGAUUCAAAAACUGAAGUCUCUGAGGAUACAAAAUCAUAAGAACACAAGAAGCAGCAAGGAGGAUUCAGUGCCAAUGCAGCAACAAAAAAGACAGCCAGAGUUAGUGGAAGGAAAUCUUCCUGUUUUUGUUUUUCCUACAGAACUUAUAUUUUAUGCAGAUGACCAGUCAACACACAAGCAGGUGUUGACUCUAUAUAACCCCUAUGAGUUUGCCUUAAAAUUCAAAGUUCUUUGUACAACUCCAAAUAAAUAUGCGGUGGUUGAUGCUACAGGUGCAGUGAAGCCUCAGUGCUGUGUUGAUAUUGUGAUUCGUCACAGAGAUGUCCGGGCUGCUUACUAUGGUGUGAUAGAUAAAUUCCGUCUGCAAGUGUCUGAGCAGAGCCAGAGGAAAGCACUGGGGAAAAAGGAGAUUAUUGCUACUCUACUUCCAUCUGCAAAGGAGCAACAGCAACAAAAGGAAGAGGAGGAAAAACGGAUAAAAGAACACCUGGCUGAAAGUGUCUUUUUUGAUCAGUCUUUGUGUCAACCAGAAAACAGAACUGCCUCGUCGGGACCUAGUUUACUAACAGUCUUCCUAGGAAUAGUGUGUGUUGCAGCACUAAUGCUACCUACAUUGGGGGAAAUGGAAUCCCUGGUGCCUCUCUACCUCCAUUUAAGCGUGAAUCAAAAGUUAGUAGCUGCUUAUGUUUUAGGUCUCAUCACCAUGGUUAUUUUGAGAACAUGAGCAAUGAGUUAAUAGGAUGUCCAACACCUUACUGUAUAUUCACACCAUGAAUGUGGACUGCCUUUUACUCCCAUUUGGCUCACUAAGACGCUAGCAACCCCCCUUACAGUGAUUUAAGAUCCCUUCAGAAGUGUAAUAUAUUUUAACUCUGUAUAAUAAACAAAAAGACUCAAAGCACUUUUCAGGUGCUUCUGUAACAGACAGCUAUGAAAUGUUCAAUGAUAACCUGUGAAAAUAAUUGGGAAAAAAAAAAGACAACAACUUUUCUAUCUACACCUACUGUAUAAAAAACAAAGGAAAACAUCAACAACAACAACUGAAAUCCUUAUUAAAGCAACAUUUGUUAUUUUUAGUCUAUGUUCCCAUCAGUGUGUGCUCACUCUAAAAGCAAAAGUCUCCUGUAAAAGCUGUUUGGUUGGUGGUUAUACAGGCUUGAGGCUGGUGCAAAACACUGCUGUCUCCAGAGCAGGAAGAGGAGAGUCCUGACUCUUCAUGGAAGAAAAUGAACAGUUCCAUCGAGGAAAUAAACCAUGAAUUUUAGGUGAAGAAGUCCUUCUCUCCCCUGCCUUCCUUCAUAUCCUUGCCAGCCCCUCGCUGAGUGCUGGGUUUCUUACCUGGGGUAAGAAUAAUUUCUGCGGCAGCCCUUUUGUAUCGCAGUUGUGGACAAUAAAACUGAGUUCUGUCCUUGGAGCCUUUCCUUCCUUAGGGCUGCGUGCAGGGUCACUGAUGGCAGCAGCUUGGAAGGGAGACCCUCAAAGGGCAUCUUCUCCAACCCCCCUGCAGGCAGCAGGGACACCUCCAACUAGAUCAAGGCUGCCCAGGGCCACAGCAAGUCAUCUCGAAUGUCUUUAGGGAUGGGGCUUCAACUACAUCCCUGGGCAACCUGUUGCAGUGUUUUCCCACCCUAACUGUGCAGAACUUCCUCUGCUGUCCAGCCUGAAUCUACCCUCAACAUCCAAUCCACACCUCAAUCUACACAUGCAGUGUGGGAGAUGAGCAGCAUUGGCAGCA
This is a messenger RNA of Indicator indicator, 1799 nucleotides long. It is a transcript of the gene MOSPD1, whose product is annotated as motile sperm domain containing 1. The transcript has 6 exons. The coding region runs from base 138 to 788 and encodes 216 amino acids. NCBI's taxonomy places the organism in Eukaryota, Metazoa, Chordata, Aves, Piciformes, Indicatoridae. The record is from RefSeq and is a predicted model, not a curated record. Gene Ontology annotation, cellular component: cytoplasm.